UAAUCCCUGCCAGCUGUCAUAGAAUGGCCAGAUGAGUUAUUUCGCCCUGGGGAGAAGCGGACCAUAAGAAGAACCCACAGUACCAUCCAGCAUGCAGAGGAUGGACAGCAUGUGGCUCGUCGCUCUGCUCCUGCUGGGUCUCCUGCGACCCUCCAUGGGCGGAUUCCCACUCACACAGCUGUGUGACUCAUCCACAGAUGGCACCAUUUACCGUUACAAGGCAAAGACUCUAAACGGGAGUCGCACUGUGUCCUUCAGUGAGUACGCAGGGAAGACUGUCCUGUUUGUCAACGUUGCCUCGUACUGAGGACUCACCUACCAGUACUUGGAGCUGAAUGCACUACAUGAGGAGAUGAAGCCGUAUGGACUCACCAUUCUCGGCUUUCCCUGCAAUCAAUUUGGGAAGCAAGAACCAGGAAAAAAUCAUGAAAUUCUGUCAAGUUUAAAGCAUGUUAGGCCAGGCAAUGGAUUUGUUCCAAACUUCCUGCUGUUUGAGCGCGGCGAUGUGAACGGAGAGAAUGAGCAAGAAAUUUACACUUUCCUAAAGAACUCGUGCCCACCGGUUGGAGACAGCUUCGGAAACCCCGCCGGCAGGCUUUUCUGGCAGCCUAUGAAGCUCACUGACAUCAAGUGGAACUUUGAGAAGUUUCUGGUGGGGCCAGAUGGGAAGCCGGUGAAGAGGUGGUACCCCAAGGUCAACGUUUCAGAGGUCCGGGAUGACAUUCGCAGAUACUUCAGCCAGCUAUAUGCUCAACAGAUUUUUAAUUAAGAUUUUGCUUUGUCACACUGUGCUGAAUCUAUUGCCUAUAUUUAGUUACGUUUUCAAUAUAAUGCUAAAUUGUGAGAUGACACACUAAGGGAGAUCUAGUACCAUCGAUUUUUAGUGUAAUGGUAUUAACAGUUUCUGAUAUAUGAGGUGGCAUGCUGAAUGAAGAGGAGGCUUGAAAACAGUUACUGUGGUGCCUCUUUGGAGUCUGGGGUCCAGGCCAGCUUUUCAGUGCAUUCAGGCUGCCCUGCAAUCCCACAGCAUCAUGUCACCUCCUCAGCCCAGGACCUGUUAGCCACUACAGCCUACAUGCUAAUUACUUUCAAUAAAUCAUGGAGAAAGACA
Messenger RNA from Myripristis murdjan (pinecone soldierfish), 1111 nucleotides. It is a transcript of the gene gpx3, whose product is annotated as glutathione peroxidase 3. Gene Ontology annotation, biological process: response to oxidative stress. NCBI's taxonomy places the organism in Eukaryota, Metazoa, Chordata, Actinopteri, Holocentriformes, Holocentridae. Gene Ontology annotation, molecular function: glutathione peroxidase activity. The transcript is spliced from 5 exons. The record is from RefSeq and is a predicted model, not a curated record.